AUGAAAUUUGGCCUGUCUGUUGCCACUCUCCUCGUGGCUAUCGCCGGUUCCGCAAAUGCGGUCGCGGAAUGGGGCCAGUGCGGAGGUCUCAACUAUAGCGGAAGCACGACUUGCGACGCUGGACUAACUUGCGUCUACUCAAAUGACUGGUACUCUCAAUGCUUGCGGGUUACCACAACGAGUUCUUCGUCUCGUACGAGCUCCUCUAGCUCAUCUUCGACGCGCAUUUCCUCCAGUAGUUCGUCGACGCGAGUUUCUUCAAGUUCUUCGUCGACUCGCGUUUCCUCCAGCUCUUCUUCAAGCUCUUCAACCCGAGUCAGCUCAACAUCAACAUCUUCCUCUUCUUCUAGUACCCCAUCUACGACUGGUGCUGUCACCUCUGAAGCACAAACAUGGAAGAACGCCGUGAUUGGGGCUGGCGGCUUCGUUCCAGGAAUUGUAUUCAAUCCCACCAAGAAGGGUCUCGCCUACCUUCGCACAGACAUUGGUGGCGUAUACCGCCUGAAUACCGCAGACGAUAGCUGGAUCCCGCUCACCGACUAUGCUGGUCAUGUAGACUGGCACGAUUGGGGCGCGGAUGCUCUGGCGACGGAUCCUGUUGACCCGAACAACCUAUACGUGGCUGUUGGCCUGUACACAAACUCCUGGGAUCCUGACAAUGGCAAUAUCAUCAAAUCGACCGAUCAAGGUGCGACGUGGUCAAAGAUUUACACCUUCCCAUUCAAGAUUGGUGGAAAUAUGCCUGGACGCGGAAUGGGGGAGCGUCUAGUUAUCGACCCGAACAACAACAAAGUUCUCUUCUUUGGUGCCCGAUCUGGUAAUGGCCUCUGGAAGUCCACUGACGCUGGUGUGACAUGGUCAAAGAUUUCUGCUUUCCCAGAUGCUGGAACGUACAUUCCUAAUCCAUCCGACAGCACUGGUUAUAAUUCAGACAAAGUAGGAUUGACGUGGAUAACAUUCGAUCCCUCCUCAAAGACGGCCAGUGGCACGAGUCGCAUCUUUGUGGGUGUUGCCAGUCUGGGCGUCGCAAACGUCUAUCAAACGACAAACGGUGGUACAUCGUGGACGGCCCUUCCUAUUUUCAACAGCGCCUUCAUCCCCCACCGAGGUGUCUUGUCGCCAUCCGAGGGAAGUCUCUAUGUGUCCUUUGCGAACGGUGCGGGUCCUUAUGAUGGGAGUGCCGGACGCGUUGGCAAGUAUAACAUUGCCGCUGGUACAUGGAAAGACGUUACACCGGCCCAAGCCAUUACGGAUGGCACUUAUGGCUUUGGCGGUCUCACAGUUGAUCUUCAAAAGCCUGGAACGGUCAUGGUUGCUGCUCUGAACCAGUGGUGGCCCGAUGCGAAUAUCUACCGCUCGCUCGACGGUGGUUCCACUUGGUCCCCAAUCUGGGAGUGGAACGGAUACCCUACUAUCAACCGCUACUUUGGUGUCGAUGUCUCGCUUUCUCCGUACUUGAGUGGACCCCUAGGUAAUCAAGACGUCUCGCAGAAAUUGGUCGGCUGGAUGAUUGAGGCUCUCGCUAUCGAUCCAUUCGACUCCAACCACUGGCUCUACGGCACUGGUGCAACCGUCAAUGGAGGUCGCAACUUAUUGAACUGGGACACUGUCCACAACGUUACCAUCAAGUCCUACGCUGCUGGUAUUGAAGAAACCGCUGUUCUUGGUCUCAUUUCGCCACCUUCUGGAACCGCUCACCUCUUGUCCGUCGUCGGAGACAUUGGAGGUUUCAUGCACACUAGCUUGAGCACUCCUGGAAAGGUGUUCGCUACCCCGACGUAUGGUACUACGACUAGCAUUGACUACGCUGGAAAUAAGCCAAGCCAGAUUGUUCGUGUCGGAAAUGUCGAUGCAGAUACGAACCCUCAGAUUGCUCUUUCUAACGACUAUGGAGCGACUUGGUUUGCCAACUAUGCGGCACCUGCUCCUUCUGCCACACCUGGAUAUGCAGGAGGUAACAUUGCCUAUUCCGCUAAUGGAGACACGCUCCUCUGGUCAACCCCAAGCAAGGGUGUCCUCCGCUCUCCCAAUCAGGGCGCCUUUAGUCCUGUUGCUGCCCUUCCGGCUGGAGCUGUCAUCGCUUCCGACAAGGUUGACGGAACCGCUCUCUAUGCUGCUUCUGGUUCCAACUUUUACUGGUCAGCUGAUACGGGUGCUACAUGGACGACUGUGGCCGUGAGCGGCUUGGGCACCGCCAACUGGAUCGCCGUCAACCCCUACAAGGCCGCUGAUCUUUGGGUUAGCAGCACGACUGGUGUCUUCCGCUCGACCAACGGUGGCAAGACGUUCACCAAGCUUCCUCUCGUUACUGCUGCUUGGAGAAUCGCUCUCGGUGCGCCUAAGACGGCUGGUGGAACCCCAGCUCUCUUCAUCGCUGGAACUGUCAAUGGCCUCUCGACUGUCUACCGCUCUGACGACCAGAGCAACUGGAUCCGCAUCAGCGAUGCUCAAAACGGCUUUGGAAACAUGGCCUCUGUCAUCUUGGCUGGUGACACCAGAAUCUACAAGAGGGUGUACAUUGGAACCAACGGACGUGGUAUCUUCUAUAACAGCAACGCGGUAUAA
Messenger RNA from Serendipita indica DSM 11827, 2565 nucleotides. The record is from the annotation of a GenBank genome assembly. NCBI's taxonomy places the organism in Eukaryota, Fungi, Basidiomycota, Agaricomycetes, Sebacinales, Serendipitaceae.